Messenger RNA from Aspergillus brunneoviolaceus CBS 621.78, 312 nucleotides. RefSeq lists its product as uncharacterized. Lineage: Eukaryota; Fungi; Ascomycota; Eurotiomycetes; Eurotiales; Aspergillaceae. The record is from RefSeq and is a predicted model, not a curated record. Bases 1 to 312 code for a protein of 103 amino acids. The transcript has a single exon.
AUGUCUCCCCAAGCAGCCUACACGCCCGAGCAAACGCCGACGGUCAUCCGCGCCCGCAAACAUCUCUCGGGAACGCGCGCCAAGCAGCUCCUCCGCGCGGCGGAGCGCGACUACAACGAUCCGCCGCCGCCGCCGGGGCUGGGCGAGUGCUGUGGCAGCUCGUGUGACCCCUGCGUACGGGAUCUCUGGCGGGAGGAGCUGGCCGUUUGGCGCGAGAGGUGGGGGGAGGCUGCCGAGGAGGAGUCUUCGGAGAGGAAAGCCCAGGAGGGGGAGGAGGGGAAGAGGAAGAUGCCGGGGAGUUGGGAGUGGUGA